Molecule: messenger RNA, 672 nt
Organism: Phyllotreta striolata
Lineage: Eukaryota; Metazoa; Arthropoda; Insecta; Coleoptera; Chrysomelidae
Source: the annotation of a GenBank genome assembly
AUGCGCGAGCCAAACAAUACGGAAAUUGGAAUAGCGCGAAGCAUCAAACGGGAAUCCCCAGAUUCCCUGGCAGAAGAAUCUACUGUAGAAGAACCUACUGUAGAAGAAUCUACUGUAGAAGAGUCUACUGUAAAAGAAUCUACUGUAGAAGAAACUACUGUAGAAGAAACUACUGUAAAAGGAUCUACUGUAGAAGAAUCUACUGUAGAAGAAUCUACUGUAGAAGAAUCUACUGUAGAAGAAUCUACUGUAGAAGAAUCUACUGUAGAAGAAUCUACUGUAGAAGAAUCUACUGUAGAAGAAUCUACUGUAGAAGAAUCUACUGUAGAAGAAUCUACUGUAGAAGAAUCUACUGUAGAAGAAACUACUGUAGAAGAAUCUACUGUAAAAGAAUCUACUGUAGAAGAAUCUACUGUAGAAGAAUCUACUGUAGAAGAAUCUACUGUAGAAAAAUCUACUGUAGAAGAAUCUACUGUAGAAGAAUCUACUGUAGAAGAAUCUACUGUAGAAGAAUCUACUGUAGAAGAAUCUACUGUAGAAGAAUCUACUGUAGAAGAAUCUACUGUAGAAGAAUCUACUGUAGAAGAAUCUACUAAAGAAGAAUCUACUAAAGAAGAUGAUCCAAAUAACUCAAAUGACGACUCAAUUAACAUACCAUUGGAACGAUUCUAA